ACGUCAUCUGUCGUUGUCGGCGGUGUGUUAAAGGAAUGUAAUGUAAACAAUGAUAAGUGUAUGUUAGUUAUUAUUAUUUUGUAAUUUUGUGUGUUUUGUGAAUACAAAUUUAGGAACUUUAUAUUCAGUAGUAAAUCUGGAUUAACGCGUAACUAAAGUACUCUACUGAAAUAAUUAUAUAAGUGCAAUGGGAAACAUAUACACAGUUGGACCAAAUGAGGCCCUAAUCGUUUCAGGGGGUUGCUGUGGGUCCCAAAAGAAGUCCACCAUAGUUGGAGGAUGGGCCUGGGCCUGGUGGCUGGUCACCGAUGUUCAAUAUCUCUCAUUGGAGGUUAUGACGCUGAACCCAAUGUGUGAGAUGGUGGAGACGUCGCAAGGUGUUCCUCUCACAGUGACUGGGGUCGCCCAGUGUAAGAUCAUGAAGGCAGACGAACUGUUGCAAACUGCUUCUGAACAGUUCCUGGGCAAGAGUGUGAAGGAAAUCAAGUCUACAGUUCUGCAAACACUGGAGGGCCACUUGAGAGCUAUUCUGGGAACAUUGACUGUAGAAGAGGUGUACAAGGACAGAGACCAGUUUGCAGCACUAGUACGUGAAGUUGCAGCCCCAGAUGUAGGCAGGAUGGGCAUUGAGAUCUUGUCCUUUACCAUCAAGGAUGUUUAUGAUGAUGUGCAAUACUUGUCCUCGCUGGGUAAAGCCCAGACUGCAGCUGUCAAACGUGAUGCUGACGUCGGUGUUGCUCAGGCCAACAGGGACGCUGGAAUUAGAGAAGCUGAAUGUGAGAAGUCAGCAAUGGACAUAAAGUACAACACUGACACCAAGAUAGAAGACAACUCCAGAAUGUUCAAGCUACAAAAGGCAAAUUUCGACAAGGAAAUCAACACUGCGAAAGCUGAAGCACAACUAGCUUACGAACUUCAAGCCGCCAAAGUACGCCAGAAGAUCAGAAACGAAGAAAUACAAAUCGAAGUCGUCGAGCGUAGAAAGCAAAUCGAAGUAGAAGAGCAAGAGGUACAGAGGAAGGAUAGAGAACUGAAGGCGUUGGUGCGACUACCUGCCGAGGCUGAGAGUUACAAGGUUCAGACAAUCGCAGAGGGUAAAAGAACGCAAGCAGUGGAAGCAGCCAAGGCAGAAGGGGAGAAGAUCAAGUUGCUGGGAACUGCUGAGGCCCAAGCCAUCGAGUGUGUGGGCAAAGCUGAUGCCGAGAGGAUGCGAGUGAAGGCUCAAGUGUAUAAACAGUACGGUGACGCAGCCAUCAUGUCUCUGGUAUUGGACGCCCUGCCUAAGAUUGCUGCAGAAGUAAGUGCUCCACUGGCCAAGACAGAGGAGAUUGUCUUGCUGGGAGGCAGUGAUCACAUUACCGGGGAAGUGAACCGUCUGGUCAGUCAGAUCCCGCCUUCAGUCCACGCGCUCACCGGAGUUGACCUCUCCAAAGUCCUUAGCAAAGUCCCAGGAGCGAAAUAAUGCAGUUCACCAAUAGCGCUUAGAGCAAAUUCUCUCACCAUUUACCCAGUACUAUCCUUUUCUAUUAGUUAUUUUUAUAUUUCUUACUAUAGUUAUAUUAAGUGGAUAUGCUUUGUUGCCAUAUGAGCUACUUUUAUCUAAAGAGAAAAUAACCUUAGUUUAAGUGUAUCUUACUUAUCAUGCAUAAAUUACAGGCCACAAAAACACUACAAUAUAAAUAUGGUAGUUGAAAUGAUUAUAAAAUUGUUCAUACCUGGCUGUUGUACCACAACAAAGCUUAUUAAGGUCGAAAAAUGUUUGAAAGUUCUUAUUGAAACUCUUAAAAUAACAAUCUAUGUUUACUCGUAAACUUGAUCUAAAACAUUUUAGAAAAACAUUUGAUUGUAAAGUAUUGUCUAGAACAGUCUUUGUUUCAUACAUGCUGAAAUCUGCAUUUUUAUCAAUUAAGGUUUAGGUAUGUAUCAAAAUAUUAUUAGAAAUAAGCCAUGACAAUGUAAUUUUUUUAUGUUCUUCCCCUUACUGUAAAUCAUUGAUUUUUCCUGGAAGAUGUCGUAGUAACAUUAGCCUUUUUACAUAGUUACUAAAAUUAUGUACAAAUAUGUGUCAUUAGAACUCGAGUACAAUUUCAUGUUGACGAGGCAGGACAAUUUAUAAAGCAAUGCUGUUAAAUGUAAAUGAUUCUUGUUCUUUUGAUUCUUAAAUUGAUAUUAGUGAAAAUGUGUUUCAAGUUUAAAUGAGAACAACAGCCCUUCUUAAACCUAAUGUCAUAAUUUUCUAUUAGUUUACUAAUAAAUUUCUUGCAAACACAUAUUAUCUUUUGCCUCUAGCGACAUAGAUCUGUGUUUGUACAUGUUAUUACAGAUGAAUCUAGUCAGGAAACAUGUCAAAGGAAUAUCCUGCUAAGUAUUUUAUGGCUGUCUCUUAUUUUAUGUGCAUUUGUAUAAAACAUUAGUGUAUGUAGCAUUGGUUGAACGUGUCUUCUUUUUACUCAAGACCAAAAUACCCAAAAAAGCACCUACUAUUUAUCUUAACGGUUGCUUAUUGAUAUAUUCUCAUAAAACUUAGCGAGGAGUUAAUUCUAAUAUGAAGUAACAUAAAAUUAAUUUGUUUGUGCUUGGGCCCAAAGGAAGACAAUGUUCUUAUUGUACAAAAAUAAAAAUAAAAACAGCACGGGAAUGAUACACCAAACUUCACAACUCCCAUUAAUAUUCACUCACAGUUAAGGAUAGAUUCAGCGGUGGAAAAGAAAAUUACAAGUAUUCCCUUACAAUGUUCAUGAGGAAACAAACGAGUCAUUCUUGUUCUAAAUGUUUCUUCAAAUCACCCAUCUAUUUUUCUGUAGUUGCAGAUUUAUAAAUUCUCUUAUACGCUAGUAGAUAUUUUGGAGGAUUUUACUAUCUGUAAAUAUGUUGUAGAUUGUCAACAAUUCAUUCAUUUUGUAUUCAUUUCUUCUUAAAUAUUAUGCAACAAGACAUUUUGUUUUAGGCAUGUGAACAAAACUUUGGUUACCUUAGGAGUGUUUAUACCACUCAUCUCUAAUGUAGGCUAUUUCUUGAAACUAACUUUAUUUUAAUGAAGACAAAAUUACAUAGUCUGAUAACAAAAUCAUUUGCCUUGCAUAGGUUGCAUAAUUUGUUCAUAGUUUUUUUAUUUCAAGAUUUGUAUUUUUUUAUUAGCAUUUUCAACACUUUAUAAAAAAUGUCUCACGUCCAUGUAAUUGAUUUGCUUUAAGUUUUGUGUUUUUCAUCUACCGCUAUGAAUUUAUUCACUGCCAUUCGUUUAAUGUCGUGUUAAUAGGGGAGAGUGGUGUAAUUUUGUUCUUUACCUUAGGUUAAGUGAAAGUUAUACGCAGUUUGGUCCAUAAUACUCCACUGCAAUAAUCGUACGGUUUGUAGUUUACCAGAUCCAAGCCUAGAGCUGCACAGAAAUGUCUCUACCAUCACGAUUAAGAUUACGAUGUGUGUUCAUCUUAGCUUGAAUGUAACGUUGUGAUAGUUUGUGACAACACAGGAUGUAAAUCAAUCAUGGUGUUCAUACCUUAGUAUCUGGUACAGUUUUUCUAAUAAAGGUAUAAUCUUUU
Molecule: messenger RNA, 3542 nt
Organism: Macrosteles quadrilineatus (aster leafhopper)
Lineage: Eukaryota; Metazoa; Arthropoda; Insecta; Hemiptera; Cicadellidae
Product: flotillin-2
Exons: 9
Coding region: 188-1462 (424 amino acids)
Biological process (GO): regulation of myoblast differentiation; protein localization to plasma membrane
Cellular component (GO): plasma membrane
Source: RefSeq, a predicted model, not a curated record